AUGGAAACAUUAGAGGAGUUGCCUAAUGGAAAGCAACAGGGUGAAAGAUGGGCGGAUUAUGGUCAUGAGAUAAAAAAGGUGACUGUUAUUGCACUGCCGAUGGUGGUGGUGGCUUUGUUGCCAUACCUAAUGCAAAUGGUGGCGGUGAUAAUGGUGGGACAUGUUGAUGAACUAUCCCUAUCUAGCCUCGCCAUUGCCACCUCCCUAACUAAUGUCACUGGUUUUAGUCUUCUUUCAGGUCUUGUGGGAGGACUCGAGACCCUUUAUGGGCAAGCUUUUGGAGCCAAACAAUAUAACAAAAUCGGCGGCUACACAUGCAGUGCAAUAAUCUCAUUGCUAUUCGUUUGCAUCCCAAUCUCCAUCUCCUGGAUUUUCAUCGAUAAGUUCUUGAUUUUAAUCGGACACGACCCUUUGAUCUCACAUGAAGCAAGAAAAUAUUCCAUAUAUCUUAUUCCAUCUUUGUUUUCCGGUGCAAUUGUGAAGCCUCUUGUUAGAUUGCUCCAAUCACAGAGUCUGACUAUGCCAUUGCUCGUGAGCUCUACACUUGUUUUAUGUUUCCAUGCCCCUCUUUGUUGGGGUUUGAUCUUCAAGUUAAAGAUGGGCAGCGUUGGUGCUGCUACAGCGUUUAGUUUGUCAAAUUGGUUCUAUUUGAUGUUGAUGGUGUUUUAUUUCAAAUUCUCAUCGUUGUGUAAGAAUGUUGGUGUGACUUUCUCCAUGGACGCACUUGUAGGUAUGAAGGAAUUCUUCUGGUUUGCUAUCCCAUCGGCCGUAAUGGUUUGCUUAAAAUGGUGGUCACUUGAACUUCUUGUCUUAAUAUCUGGCUUAUUACCAAAUCCACAACUCGAAACAUCACUUCUUUCCAUAUGCUUAACUAUCUCCACGCUACACUUCACUAUACCCUAUGGGUUUGGAGCAGCCGCUAGCACUCGGGUUUCAAAUGAGAUAGGGGCUGGAAACCCACAAGCAGCCCGUUUAGCUGUUUGUAUAGUGAUGUUUCUAGCUGUUAUUGAAGCCAUAAUAGUAAGCACCAUGGUUUUCAGUUGUCGCCAUUAUCUUGCAAAUGCUUUUAGUAACAAAAUGGAAGUAGUAAGUUACGUUGUAUCAAUGAGUCCUUUCAUAGCUCUCUCGAUCAUAACAGAUAGCCUACAAGCAGUGAUUUCUGGAAUCGCUAGGGGAAGUGGGUGGCAACAUAUAGGAGCUUAUGUGACUCUGGUGGCAUUUUAUUUGUUUGGGAUGCCAACAGCCACUGUUCUUGGGUUCCCUUUACAUUUGAAAGCAAAGGGACUUUGGAUUGGGAUCGUGAUUGGAUCUAUAAUACAGUCCGGGAGUCUGUUAUUGGUUACUAGACUCACGGAUUGGCAAAAACAGGCAAUAAAGGCGAAUGAACGAAUCUCGAAAGUAUCAUAUCGGUACACAAUUAGAGAUAUAGAUAUAAAAGAAUGUGUGCCCAAAGAAAUGCAUAUGGUUUUGUAA
Lactuca virosa is the source of this 1473-nucleotide messenger RNA. Lineage: Eukaryota; Viridiplantae; Streptophyta; Magnoliopsida; Asterales; Asteraceae. The record is from the annotation of a GenBank genome assembly.